CUGUAUGUUUUAUUAUUUUAUUUCUACUGUGAAGGGAAACUAUUAUUUUCAGAACGAAUGGAUUAAAGAUAUUAGUGAUUUCAAUGACUUUGAUGAAGAUACAGAAUACUGCAUCAUAUCCAUGACAACAUUACCAACAAAGAAUGAACACUGGCAGUGUAAAGUGACACGGAAGAUAAUAAAUCAAUUUCAUUUGAAUAAUAUACCACAAGAUAAACGAACACUUGUGGUUAACUCCGCAUUAAAAGGAUAUCGAUCAUUGUAUGGACAAGAGUUAAAGUGGAAGGUGACGAGAAAAGAGGACGAUAAUUGUGAGCUCUCUUUACUAUUCUCAUUUGAUCAAGAGCUCACAAGUUGCCUUGGUUCAUUUAUGAUUUACAAGGUUGCACCAGAUCAAAAAGAAAGCCUGCAGAAUUCAUGGAUGGAAAAUUCCGUUCGACAAUGUCAAGACUUGUUUGAAAUAAAUGCUUUAUUGAACACAAGACUAUCUGACAUGGAAGAACUAUAUGAAGAAGCCAAGAAAAGCCUAGUGAAUAUUCAAGCACGUAAUGCUGAGACAUAUUUUACAAAUCUAAGCAAAUAUACCCAACUACUUAAUGCAAAGAAACUCAAGAUUAGGAAACUAUUAGGCGUAAAGGAAGAACAAAAUGUUACAAUCAAACAUUUACAAAAUAACAAGCGGUCAAAUGCUGAAUUAGAAUAUCAACAAUCACAACAAAGUCAAUCUAGAAGAAAAAGAGUUAAAAAGACAGUAGAGAAAAAAACUGUCAGAACGACAAGUCGCUCAAAAGCAGUGGAACGAAAGUCAUCGCUUAAACCGUCCGGUAGUUUGGAAGACAACCAAGAUGAUAUGGAUGAAGACCCUUCCAUUUCUGAUUCAAACGAUGAGGACCUUUUUACAAAAACAAAUAGUCAAUUGCCAUCACAGACUAUAGCUGAUUCGCCAAAAGAAGCAGCAGCAGAACCAGAAGUACCCAUACUUGAUACAGAAAAUGCAUCAAUACCGAUGCCAUCUUCAAAUCAUCUUGUUUCUCAGCAAAUCGAUAUCGUUUUAUCACAGUCAGAGGCUCUUGACGAAUUUAAUGUUGAUGAUCUAUUUAAUGAUACAGACGAAGAAGAAGCGGCACUGUUCACUACUGCUAAGAAAAGGCCAUCAUUUGUAAAAUAGUCUACAAUAAAAAAUACCAUCAUUGAACAUAAAGUGGGUUAUUUCUCUUGUUUUUAUUGGCUGCAGUAAUAAAACAUAAUCCCC
This is a messenger RNA of Rhizopus microsporus ATCC 52813, 1252 nucleotides long. RefSeq lists its product as uncharacterized. The record is from RefSeq and is a predicted model, not a curated record. Bases 5 to 1168 code for a protein of 387 amino acids. NCBI's taxonomy places the organism in Eukaryota, Fungi, Mucoromycota, Mucoromycetes, Mucorales, Rhizopodaceae. The transcript has 7 exons.